UCAAAAAUGGCAAAAGAAGUUUGUUAUCUUAUCACAACAAACGCGUAAGCAGCUAUCGGCCACCAGUGCCACAAUCACGACACUCACUCAACACUGGAGAUCAACCACCCGACACUGCCCACACUCUAUGCCACCACAAAAAAGAGUAUUGUAGUAGUAGCGCAAUAGUCUGCAAAGUAGGCGAAAGGCAAACACGGAGCGCGUAUUUACAAAAAACGUUUCAAUAGUUUUUAAGACACAAAGAACUUUCCCAAAAAUACCAAUACAUAGCAUGUCACGUAUUUUUCAGUUUUAUCUAUAAGAAAGCACUAAUCGCAAACUCUGAUUCCUACAAAAGCGUACGAAAACGCACUCCUAUUUGCUUAAGAGGCAUCACGGUGCGCUAGGUAUUGCUCCUUAAAUUGAAAAACUUUACAAGGCUUUCGGUGCAUUUGCAACUUGUGUCAGCCUGACAACAGGCAAAAACAAAAAAAAAAGUGUAAUGAAAACAAAAACUCGAUUAUGAAAACAACGUGACGUAGUAAGAAGUGAGAGAAAUCCAGAAAUUACGUAAAAGCGCGUGUUGCAACGCCAACAGUGACUUUUAACUCAACAAUUUAGUUUUUGUUGAGGGGCGAAGGGCGUUGGGCAAUGAAACUUGCAGUGUCGCUGGACGUGUAAUUGUGUGUGGGUGUAUCGUGCGGUGCGCAUCUACCACUCGAAACGAGAGAAAUAAACACAAAGUGCAAAGCCAACUCCCUAAUAUUACGGAAAAGAAGAAACAGAAAGUAACCAGUAAAAAUAAAAGUUAAAAAAAGUUUUAAUCGAAAACGCAUACAAAGACAAAGACGCCUACUUUUAAAUCAUAUACUAGUCAUAGUGUUUGUACCGUGCAGCUGCUGCAAUGUCAUCCUUCAAGGAAAAAUUUAAACUGUGGACAAGAGGGAAAUCUAGUUUAAAUUUACGUGAAGCCAGCAAUGACAACAAAGACAAAAGCAACAGAUAUUCACUCAAUACAGACAACAAAUAUGUUGAGGGUGUCAGCGGCAGUAGUAUCAACACUAGUAGCAUUUCCAAAAUCAGCUCGGGAUCUGCUGAAACCGGUGCCGGUAGUACCAAAAAACAAAGUUUUGAACAAGAAGACAAGGAUAUGGGCACUGAAAAGGACACUCGUCAGCAAAACGAGAAUGGUGCACUACAUAAAUGUAUAAAUGAGUUGGCUGCUUCGUUUGGAACAAAUUCUACAACUAGCGAUAAUGACGCAGUUCGUCACUUACCAUUGGAAAAUAUUGAAGAAUCUGAAAUAGCAUCUUCUGUAGAAACUGUACAGAAACCAUUAAAAACAAAUGCACAGAAGGCAUCAUCACACUUUGUUACUGUAAUCGAGGUGAAAGAGAGCAAAACGAAUAUGGAUGCCGACUUGGACAGUGGACUGGAAGGAAGUGAGUCAGUGCAGAGCACAACGACUCCAUCUCUGAGUAGUUUCGAACGUAAAAUUUCAACCAAAGUUGAACCGACUGCGCCACCAUUAUCCCCUGCAUUAACGUCGCCUUCAAUGACAGCAUCAUCGUAUGCAACACAUGCCGACAAUAAAAAGAAAAUGCCGCCAAGACCGCCUCCCAAGAAUAUCCGACGCGUCGAGCCACCCACUAUACCUGGCCAACUUUCGUCAUCUCCAAAACGCGAUACACCUUAUAUUGGUAGCAGUAUGCCCUUACCUAGCGCAUCUGGCAAUUUGUCGUCAUCUGAUAGUCCUGGGAAUUCACUUGAACGCAAUUUAAAACCAUCAGCCAUUUUGCGGCAAAAAUCACCAGAAUCUAUGGAAGGUAAGGCGCUUACAUCCAACAGGAAAACGACAUCGGAUUUGGGGAAGUUUAAUCCGCCUGAUUUGAUGGAAGAAUUGGGACGUAAAGUUGGCAAAUCGGAAAGUCUUGAAAAAACCAAGCGAUCGGAUAUGGCAAUAACACAAAGCCCUACUGGCAGUUUGGGACGAACAGUUUCUAUACAAAACCGAAACGUUACAGGUGGUCGUACCAGUGGCACUGCGGUGGGUGUAUCACCCACCGGAAGCUUGAGUAAACCUUCAAAGCUAGCUGUAGCAGAUAGUUCUUCAACAAAUAGCUUGGAAAAGAAAUCACAUUAUUCACUUCAGGCGGCUGACGCAGAAAAUAGCCAAACUCAAGUUGUGGGUUCAAAGGAAUCCCUAGCAUCACAAGGCAUAUCUGAAAUUAUUAAAAGCUAUGAAUCAGUUUCAUCUUUGGGCUCUGAUUGUGCAAAGGUUGCAGUGGACAAUGAACCGUAUUAUGACACAGUGCCGCUAGAUAACGGCGAAGGUGAAUAUGUUUACAUCAAACCAGGUGGUAACGGUUCCUCGUCUAGUCGCGAUGACCUCUCUACACCAGGCAGUACGCUUCCAAUCGGAUCUGCCACACACCUAAGCAGUCAAGCGAGUGUGACAGACCCUGAAUCACCUGGACGCAGCUCAAAUUAUGUAAACAUUGAUUAUUUUCUGCAUCAAAGCAAUGAAACACGUUCAAGCUCUUUGGACAGCGAUGGAGAGUACGAGGGGCCACCAAUAAUGCGAACUAUUUCUCACGACGAUCAAAAUUCACAAACCCCUAGUGCAUUACGCAAGAAUUUAGUUUCAGCAAUACUAGUCUCUGGCAACGCACGAGGCGCUAAAAUACGCUCUAUAUUGAGUAGUAUUAUACAAAGUGAAACAAUAUACGUGGAAUGCCUCAACAAAAUGAUACAGUAUAAGAGAGCCAUUCAUGCCACACUGGGUACAUCACAGCCUGUGAUCAAGGAGGAAGAAGAGAAUACGAUAUUUUUUAAAAUCGACGAACUUUAUGAUGUGCACACACAAUUUCUAAACGAUUUGAAAACGAUAGCGGCGCACGAAGGAGGAGACGUUCUUAUUGGUGAACCCUUCAAACGUCUCGCAGACAGUUUUAACUUGUAUAGCGCUUUCCUGCACAACUACGGCCAAGCAAUUGAUACAGUAAAGAAGUGCAGCGCUAAUAAUCCACAAUUUAAGCAAAUUGUGUCAACGAUUGUCGUAAAUUUACAUACUGAACAAUCGCUUACCCUGGAGGAUUUGUUGCAUAAACCUGUGGCGCGUGUACAAAUCAAUGCAUUAGUUUUCAAUGACUUGCUGCGCGAAACACCACCCAAUCAUCCGGAUCAUCAGCCAUUGCGACAGGCACAGAAGACCAUACAUUUGUUCCUGAAACAGUUCAAUGUGGUGAACCAGCGUUUGUCUACCGAAUCUAAUAAAAAUCUGAGACGCAUGGUGAAGAAUUCUUUCAUUGUUGAACUGGUGGAUGGGCAUCGUAAGUUGCGACAUCUCUUCUUGUUCAAUGAUGUGAUCGCCUGUGCCAAGUACAAGGCAUCCGGACGUGAUCGAAUUGACUAUGAGCUGAAAUGGUUUAUACCGCUGAAAGAUGUUGUGGUGUUCGAAGAGGCAGACGCUAGUGCUGACCUCAAAGAAUCUAGUCCUGCAAAUAUAUUGCAAUUGAAAACGCAAGCGUGCACAGUACGUGAUCAAUUAUUGCUCGAAGAGAAAGACGAUAAAGGACGAAAGUCCAAUGGUUUGCGUUCGGGUGAUAAAUAUCGGCGUAAAUUGGCUGACCUAGAGUCGCAGCUGGUAUUGGCCUCGCCGAAUUUAGUCUUCCGCAUUGCCAAUAAAGCAACCAAUAAAACAAUAACAUUUUUUUUGAGUUCUGAUUUCGAGCGCACGCAAUGGAUUGAAUCUAUACUGUCGCUGAAGCAAACCUGCAACAUACCUGGAGCGAACACGAUAAACGCUUUGGAGGUGCACGCUUUUAUCGUUGCCAUGCAGAAAGGUAUGAAGACUGAAAUGGGUUCAUAUCUGAUGCGAAAUACCAAUGACGAGAGUCUACUAGUGGGCGAUCUGCAUAUGACAGUGCAUGGUCUGACGGGUCUUGACCAGCCUGCCGAUUUGUACAUUUGCAUAGAAGUGGAUUCGUAUGGUCAUUAUUUCCGCAAAGCCACCACGAAAAUGGUGUGUCGUAGCUUGAGCCCACUUUGGAAUGAAAGCUUUGUAUUAGAGCUUGAGGGUAGCCAGAAUGUACGAGUUUUGUUGUAUGAAGCGCAUGAACGUCCUAAGUUACGAGCCAAGCACGUCUUAAAACUUAGUCGUAGCUGGCUACAGGAGACACCAUUGCCGCGUAUACUAAAACUUGGCGAGACCAUAACGCUGAAUACCACACUCCGAUUUGUACCCGGCGAAGUGACUUUACGACGUGUGCCAACUUCAAAGCCGGGUGCGCUCUUUGGUGCCAAAAUGAGUCAAAUUUUGAAGCGUGAGAAGCGAGACAUUCCAUUCAUUAUCAGUGCCUGCAUCCGUGAAGUAGAACGACGUGGCAUGUCUGAAGUGGGAAUUUAUCGCGUGAGUGGCUCCGCUUCCGAUUUGGCCAAAUUGAAGAAGUCUUUCGAAACCAAUGCCUAUGAAGCCGAACAACUGCUGAAAGAUGUGGAUAUACACUCAGUGACGGGUAUUUUGAAGUCAUAUCUGCGAGAGUUACCCGAGGCAUUAUUUACCGAUGCUCUCUAUCCGAAAUUUUUUGAAACGUUCAGCGCUUUUAGCAACAACAACGAGACGGCGCGUAUAAAUGAACUCAUAAAAGUAUUUGAAGAAUUGCCACAGGCUAAUAAAGCGUCCAUAAAUCAUAUAUUGGAUCACUUAAUUCGGGUACAUCAUCAGGAGGCCGACAACAAAAUGUCGCUGCACAAUUUAGCUAUGGUCUUCGGUCCAACGUUAUUGCGGCCCGGUCAAACGCAAGCUAAACAGAAAGACUUGCUAGCCUCCAGUACCGUAGAUGUCAUGGCCCAAGCAGGGAUACUCUAUUGCUUCCUGCAGGCGCGUAUUAAAAAGGAUUAAAAUAUUAACUCAUAGGCAAAGUGAAAGUGACUAAUCAGAAAUAUUGUAAAAUGCAUAUAUUUUUGUAGCAAGCAAAGGGCCUUUGUAUGCAUACGCAUAACCUGCGCGAGAGAAAUUAUUCUUAUAACUACGUAGCUUCCAUUGUAUUUAUACAGGCAUAUGCAAAACGGUGCAAACGCCGACAUUUCGCUAUUGCGCAGAUGCUGAAAGAAGCCGAAGAGUUUACGAAAUAUUGCAACAAAAAAAAUUAAUCAAAGAAAUUAAGAACAUUGCAAUUGUAUGGCGGAUAAAAGUUUCCCGAAAAAUAUAAUUUUUAUAAUCGAUACAUAUACAUUAUUAACAAAAGAAACAAAACAAAACAAAAGUAUUGAUUAAAACGCACUCUAAUGAUGCUGGAAGUAUCGAAUUAUUAUAAAUAUAUCUAUCUACACUGCUCCAAACCAUAGAUUUGCACAGCUUAUACUAUCACGGAAGCUUAUUAAAAGUUAGACAAAAUUUAAAAUUUUGUCAGUUUACAAAAACAAUACAAUAGAACAUAUACACAUUAAUACAAUACUUAAACAGGAAUAAAUUUAGCUGCUCAGUAAGCGUUCUACUAAUAAUUUUCAUUAUCAAACAAAGAAAAAAAAAAAACAAAAAACUUAAUAUAACGCUGAAAUACAGUUAUUUACCCCUGUGUAAAUGAAAUAAUCAUGAAGUUGCAAGGAACGUAAUUUGAGGGAAUUUAACGUUAACUUUCUUGUCCAUAAAUAUAGCAGAUGAUUCAGCAUGUAACAUAUUACCAGACUCAAUUAUCUUCGUGUACUCCAUGUUAUAAAUACUUAUUUCAUUUCUCUAUUUGGAAAAUCAGGGGUUUCUACAAUUAAAAGUAUUCAAGAAUUAGCUUAAAUUUAAUUGAUUUCUAAAACCAUGUUGUUAUUUAUUAUGUUUCCAUAAUAAACUUAAAAUUCCACACAACUCGUCUCUACAUGUAUAAACGGAGGAUAUAUAGCCGGUCAGACUUGUCACCUCAAUAGCAUUUCUCUAAACAAUUUUAAGUUGUUACAACAACACUAAUAGUAAUUGUAUAUGUAUUUAAAAAUAGCGAUCUGAACAGUUGCCAUAUUAGGUUGUUUAAAUACCUUACAGUAAAUGAGUGUGUAUAUUUCGACACCACCGUUAAUUAACCUUUUUCCUUAAUUUACUGCUGUUCAACUAAAACACUUCCUCUUUUCCGGCAAUCAUCUAGCGUUAUUAGUUUCAAUAAUUUUUAAGCAAUGAAUGUACUACAAUGACUUAGUCUGUGGUCGCUUACAUUUUUACCUUAUAAUGGUUACUUAUCGACCCUUUUGAAAGGAUGCGAAGAAAUAUAUUAAUUCUAAAUAAACAAAAAAACAAAAAAAAAAAAA
This is a messenger RNA of Bactrocera latifrons, 6270 nucleotides long. RefSeq names its product active breakpoint cluster region-related protein (gene RhoGAP1A). NCBI's taxonomy places the organism in Eukaryota, Metazoa, Arthropoda, Insecta, Diptera, Tephritidae. Gene Ontology annotation, biological process: positive regulation of GTPase activity; signal transduction. The transcript is spliced from 13 exons. The coding region runs from base 884 to 4882 and encodes 1332 amino acids. Gene Ontology annotation, molecular function: guanyl-nucleotide exchange factor activity; GTPase activator activity. The record is from RefSeq and is a predicted model, not a curated record. Gene Ontology annotation, cellular component: membrane.